AUGCCCUUGCCAGCCACCGACGACGAGAGCUCCGAAAGCUUGUUGGAAAUCCCUUUGAGCCAGUUCCAUCCACCGGAGGUGCUCACACGUAAAGCGCAAGUUGAGCGACGACUCAGAGCCGUGGAGACGUCGCUUUUCGCAUCGUUGCUCCUCGCCGAGGACUACGACCAUGAUCGAUACAGUGAUAAUGAGAUUGUGAUUCGCCACUUGAUAUACUAUCAUCAUGAGCGACGACUGUUUGGGACGACACCUGAACAUUACCUCGAGUAUCUCUUUGCGAGUACGAAGAGCGAUUUUGGACACGAAACGUUUGAGCGCGUAGGGCAAAGGUUUCUUCAUUUAUAUGAAGAGUGGAGUGAAGAGCGUAUUCGUAGCGAUGAUCAAGACAUGGCUGCACUCUAUACACCCAUGUUGGCGUACCUGACUCGCGACUGGGGUGGUCAAUGGCUGAAACCAUGGAGUCGCUGCACGAUGGAGCCAAAUUCGGAUGACCCAUGGGACGUGACGAACCCGUUCAUAUUUUGGUGGUCUGAGAGGAAGACGGAGGCAAAGCAACUCGUGCUAUACCUCGAAGAUCCCGACCGUUAUCUUGAAAUCGGUGGUACCUUUGUGCUUGUGGCACAUAUCGGAAACUUCCGACAAUUCCGUUCACGCUGCAACAUGGAAGCGGAGGCAUACUUGACUCAUGUCUUCGCGAACGGCGGUAUUUCAGAUCAGCGCUUCUUCCACGAAGCCUAUCGGGAGGGACUCGAGUAG
Molecule: messenger RNA, 756 nt
Organism: Punctularia strigosozonata HHB-11173 SS5
Lineage: Eukaryota; Fungi; Basidiomycota; Agaricomycetes; Corticiales; Punctulariaceae
Exons: 5
Coding region: 1-756 (251 amino acids)
Source: RefSeq, a predicted model, not a curated record